This is a messenger RNA of Drosophila subpulchrella, 1275 nucleotides long. Its product is annotated as carbohydrate sulfotransferase 2. The record is from RefSeq and is a predicted model, not a curated record. The coding region runs from base 93 to 1190 and encodes 365 amino acids. Gene Ontology annotation, biological process: sulfur compound metabolic process; N-acetylglucosamine metabolic process. Lineage: Eukaryota; Metazoa; Arthropoda; Insecta; Diptera; Drosophilidae. Gene Ontology annotation, molecular function: N-acetylglucosamine 6-O-sulfotransferase activity. The transcript has 3 exons.
AAGCACUUUCUGUCAGAUCAAAACAGUCAACAAACUUUUAGAAUAAUAUAAAAAUUGGAAUUGUGGGGUUUGGGACAAAUUAUAAAAUUAAAAUGGUUCAAGUUUCGCGUACUACAAAAUUCACCGGCGUUUGCGUUGCCGUCUAUGCGACCUAUGUCCUGUUCAUCUUCUUCCUGCUGCCCAUUAUGAUGCCGGAUCCUGUGACCCUGCAGCGCACAAUAUUGGCCCAAAAGACGCGUCACCUUGGCGACCUAAGCAACUUCACCCUGGAAACCGGUGGGCAACCGAUCCGCUCGAUGCUGGUCACGUUCCGGGGAUCGGGUGCCCUGACCCUGCUGGACAAUCUGGCUCACCAGCCUGGCUGCUACCAACACUAUGCCCCAUUGAUGGCCCACGAGAGCCGCUUAGAUGCAGAGCAGGAUCAUAAACAAGCUUUGGAGGAGCUGGAGGCGUUGUAUAACUGCAACUACAACAAGUCUGCGGAUAUGAUCCUCUGGGGAAAACGAUCCACUGUCUUCCGCCGCUUCUACGGAGUCCAGGCGAAAAUGUGUCAGACGUACAGUCAGGAGAUCUGCUGGAAUGCGGAGACGAUGGCCGCCAUUUGCAAGCUCUAUCCGUUUAUCAACAUGGCGGUCUACAACUUGCGUCUGAAAUUCUUGGCCCCCCUCUUGGAACGCGAAGGUCUAAAUUUGCGCAUGCUGCUUAUCGUACGUGAUCCUCGGGGAACAACGUAUUCCCGAAUUAACAACAAAUGGUGCACGAUUGAAAAAGAUUGCGAUGUGCAGACCCUCUGCAACGAUAUGGUCAGUGAUCAUCAGAUGGUUGAGACGCUACAACAAUCUUAUCCACAGCGAUUCAGCAUUAUACGCUAUGAGGACUUGCUUUUGCAGCCCGAGGAGAGUAUCAAGCUGGUAUUCGAUUUCUACGGCUUGCCUUUGAGGAGACCCAAGACCAGCUCUCGAGGGGUGCAUCCUCGCAGUGGUCAUGGGGCCGAGUCCUUGGGUUGGGACAUUCGUUGGAGGUAUUUGAACCAGCCCGCCCACGAGUGGAUGAGCAAAAUGAAGGUGGCCGAUAUAAAGACUGUGCAGGAUGUAUGUGGCGAGGCCAUGGACUUGUGGGGCUAUCGCGCAGUUCAGGACUUCGAACACUUUUCUCCGGAAUCUUUUGAACCAAUCAUGGGAAGGGCUUAGCCAUUGUGGUCACAAUAAAUGUGGCGGGGUGUAAAAAUGGCAGUACUAGACUAAACCAUCGGUAAAUAAACAUGUACAUAAAUAA